This is a messenger RNA of Punica granatum (pomegranate), 2707 nucleotides long. Lineage: Eukaryota; Viridiplantae; Streptophyta; Magnoliopsida; Myrtales; Lythraceae. The record is from RefSeq and is a predicted model, not a curated record.
CUCCACCUCCUUCCACAUUCCCAUCAAUCCAACAGUUUCUUCCUCUCUCUCUCUCUCUCUCUCUCUACAAGCUUAAGCCAGACACCUGAAGAUUAUCGAAGAGGAAGGUGACCAUCUUCUUCUUGUUCUUCCUCUUGCACGCAUUUGUUCCUCUGAGGUCGCCAUCAUUCAAUUCGCCGCUGGAUUUAUUACAGAAAGCGAGGGAGGAAAAGAAACAGAGCAUCAUUAUCGACCAAGGGAAAAAGGAUUAAAAAGGAAAACAAAAAAAAAGUUCUUCGUUUGACGUUUGUCUUAAUUCAAGCUGAAAGUGGAUCGGGAUUUGUCUUCCCGUUGAAUAAAGGCCCGGUAUGUCUGGUUUUGUUGGUGUACAUUUGUCUGAUCCAUGGCUUCAGAGCCAAUUCACCCAAGUCGAGCUCCGAACCCUCAAGUCUCGAUUCAUAUCCAAGAAGAAUGAAGCCGGCAAGGUCACCGUAGGAGAUUUGCCGCCUAUUUUUGCGAAAUUGAAAGCCUUUAGCGAGAUGUUUAACGAGGACGAGAUAAGGGCCGUCAUGCAGGAAUCAAACACCAAUUUGGAGGAUGAAAUUGAUUUCGAAUCUUUCCUUCGGGCUUUUCUAAAUCUGCAAGCUCGAGCAACAGCAAAAUCUGGCGGUUCGAAAUCCUCUUUCCUUAAAGCUGCCACAACAACUGUUCAGCAUGCAAUAAAUGUGUCCGAGAAGUCCUCUUAUGUUGCUCACAUCAACAGCUACCUGGCGGAAGAUCCAUUUAUGAAGGAUUUUCUUCCCAUUGAUCCUUCGACGAAUGCUUUAUUUGAUCUCGUGAAGGAUGGCGUUCUCCUCUGUAAACUUAUUAAUGUUGCUGUCCCGGGGACUAUAGAUGAUCGAGCUAUCAAUACAAAGCGUGUCCUGAAUCCAUGGGAGAGAAAUGAGAAUCAUACACUUUGCCUCAAUUCUGCCAAAGCUAUAGGCUGCACUGUUGUUAAUAUUGGUACUCAAGAUUUGGUUGAAGCCAGACCACAUCUGGUACUUGGGUUGAUAUCUCAAAUAAUUAAGAUUCAACUAUUGGCUGAUCUCGACCUGAAGAAGACUCCUCAACUUGUGGAAUUGGUUGAUGACAGCAAGGAUGUCGAGGAGCUCAUGGGCUUGCCACCUGAGAAGGUUUUACUUAAAUGGAUGAAUUUUCACUUGAAGAAAGCAGGUUACGAGAAAGAGGUUACAAACUUCUCCUCUGAUGUGAAGAGUGGAGAGGCUUAUGCUUACUUGCUCAAUGCUCUUGCUCCAGAGCAUGCUACUCCCAAUACCUUGGACGUGAAGGAUCCUAAGAAACGAGCAAACAUGGUUCUUGAGCAAGCCGAGAAAUUGGAUUGCAAACGAUAUUUAACACCCAAUGAUAUUGUAGAGGGUUCACCAAAUCUGAAUCUUGCAUUUGUUGCUCAGAUAUUUCAGCACAGGAAUGGUUUGUCAGUUGACAGCAAAAAGAUCUCCUUUGCUGAGAUGAUGACUGAUGAUACGCAAACUUCUCGGGAGGAGCGAUGCUUCCGACUAUGGAUGAACAGUCUUGGUAUCGCCCACUACGUGAAUCAUGUCUUUGAGGAUGUGAGAACUGGAUGGGUCCUUCUAGAAGUUCUCGACAAGAUUGCACCUGGAUCAGUUAAUUGGAAGCAUGCAACGAAGCCCCCCAUAAAGAUGCCCUUCAGAAAAGUGGAGAACUGCAACCAAGUAGUUAAGAUUGGGAAGGAGCUCAAGUUCUCCUUGGUGAAUGUUGCUGGAAAUGAUAUUGUGCAGGGGAAUAAGAAGUUAAUUCUUGCAUUUUUGUGGCAAUUGAUGAGAUUUACUAUGCUCCAACUCCUGAAAAACCUGAGAUCUCAUUCGCAAGGUAAGGAGAUAACAGAUAGUGAUAUUCUGAACUGGGCGAACAACAAGGUGAAGAAGGCAGGGAGAACAUCUCAAAUGGACAGCUUUAAGGAUAAGAACCUUUCCAACGGGAUAUUCUUUCUCGAGCUUCUGAGUUCUGUGGAGCCUAGGGUGGUCAACUGGAGUCUCGUAACUAAAGGCGAAACUGAUGAGGAGAAGAAGCUGAAUGCAACUUACAUAAUUAGUGUUGCUCGAAAGCUUGGGUGCUCCAUUUUCUUGUUACCCGAGGACAUUAUAGAGGUAAACCAGAAGAUGAUCCUUACUUUAACAGCAAGCAUCAUGUACUGGAGCCUGCAACAAGGAGGGGAAUCAGAGACGGAGGGUUCUCCUUCAGCUGAAGGUUCUGUGGAUGGUGAGACUCUGAGUAAUGAGCUAGGGAAUCUGACAAUGGAGGGUGCUUCUACCGAAGAAUCAUCUCAAGUCGAAAAUUCAGAGCCAUCCCUGAAUAGUAAUGACAAGUCCACUGCUGAGGCAGGCUUGCCGGCUGUUGAGAAGGAAUAGUCGGCAAUUGAAUAAUUGUUACUGCAGCCUCUGCUCUUUUGUUUUACGUUUUUUUUUUCCGGUGAAAAUGGAGGGGUUUGGGUUCAGGUUAGUUAUACAGAGUUAUUCUUUGUGGAAUACUUUGCUUACAAAUCGUUCAGCGGAAAGGGGGGUAUAGGAAAAGCAUGUCUAACCACUUUUUUGAGCUAUUGCUCUGCUUGUUUUAGACUAUUCUUUUCACAGAAAAUGCACAUUCAAUGGAACAUUGAAUAUUUGUAUGACAUAAAAGAAAGGGAAAGGAAAAUUUUAAUUUCUUG